Molecule: messenger RNA, 1386 nt
Organism: Nylanderia fulva
Lineage: Eukaryota; Metazoa; Arthropoda; Insecta; Hymenoptera; Formicidae
Source: RefSeq, a predicted model, not a curated record
UGUAAAGGACAUACAUUGUCAAAAAUCUGUUGGUUGAGUGUGUUUGAAAAAUUUUCCACUGCCACGAUGAGCGAGAUUCGACAUGACUUUUGGGAGGAAGAGAUAUUCCCAUUGUAUGAAUCAAUUAACCCGCCAAUGUUAUCAACGCUUAUUCAAAGAGUCGAAAAUUUGAGAAAAGAUUUCUCAUACAUAAUAAAUGAAUUUUAUAAAGUAAUAGAACAAAAUCACAAAAGUUCCGAGACAGCCAUAGAACAAAUAAAGAAGGAAGGUAUGUUAGAAGAUAUUUUAGAUAUUACGACAUCUACAACUUCUGACAUUCAACAAAACACUGGAGACGAUGUUAAAUCAAUUAACCCGCACAUAUUAUCAACGCUUAUUCAAAAAGUCGAAAAUUUGGAAGAUCUUUUAAAUAUACAUGAUGAAUUUGAGAAAAAUGACACAAGUUCCCCGACAGCCAUAGAACAAAUAAAGAAGGAAGAUAUGUUAGAAGAAGUUCUAGAUAUUACGACAUCUACAACUUUUGACAUUCAACAAAACACUGGAGACGAUGUUAAAUCAAUUAACCCGCACAUAUUAUCAACGCUUAUUCAAAAAGUCGAAAAUUUGGAAGAUCUUUUAAAUAUACAUGAUAAAUUUGAGAAAAUAAAUGACACAAGUUCCCCGACAGCCAUAGAACAAAUAAAGCAGGAAGAUAUGUUAGAUAAAGUUCUAGAUAAGAUGACACGCACAAUUUCUGACAAGCAACAAAACACUGUUAUAUCUGAGAAAACCGGUUAUACUAAAGCUUUUGACAUAUUUUUUGACAAAUUGAAGGAAAAAACAAUUCUGGAGAAACAUAAAAAAUAGAUUUGAUUGACGAAGCAAGAAAUGACGGAUACGCCAAGAGAGUUCGAAGAUUACCAGAUUGUAGAUAUUAAGUAUGAUCAAUUUCACGAGAUAAUUUGUCAGAAUGAGAUUAGAAGAACUAUUAUACAACUUAAUGAUCAUGGCAAAAGACACUUUUACACAAGAAUUACAGACGACAAAAAAAAUUAAGACUAAAUUACAAAAUGCAGUUCGCUACAAAAGAAGAAUACUUCCUCUAUCGAAUAAACCUAAUAAAUUUAUUUUUAACCUUAGAAGAACACGUGUUAUCAUUGAAACUCAAAAGAGAGCAUUUUACAACAAAUAUGAAAGCAGGCGUCGAGAUGCCUAAUUUGAUUAAAAUUGAUAAUGAACUGAGCAGGCUAAAAAGGGAUUAUGUGUAUCUCGAUUUUAAUCACAAAAUGCGUCUAGAUGAGAUUUCUAAAAGUUUUAUUUACCUUAUAGACUAUUGCUUGCUAUACAAAAUGCCAAAUAAAGAAGAAGAGAUUAUUAAGUUUAGAAAUUUCAUGCAGAAACUUGAAA